AUGCCAGGAAGACAAUCGCAUGGCAGAUCGCUGUUGAAGCAGCCUAAGGUUAGAACAAAGUCAACGAAGAAGACUGUCGAUGCAUUUUCUGUCGCGCAGCAACAAAUUGGGGAACGCCAUAGAGUUAGACAAAAUCGAUUGGGCCAUGCUGAAGGUGGGAACGGGUCUGGAAAACGAAACAGAGAUGAGGACGACGAAGAUGAAGAUGAGGAAGAUGAGUCUAGUGCGAAGAAACAGAAAAAGGGCCCAGCAAAAGGUCGAUUUGAUGAGUUAGACAUUGACGAGGGAAGCGACAGUGAAGGAAACACAUGGAAAUAUGGGGUGGUAGACAGUGAUGACGAUAACGAUAUCGACAGCGACGAAGCUUUUGGAGAGAGCGAUGAGGAAAAAUUCGAAGGAUAUGCAUUUUCGGGGAGCUCAAGUAAUAAUAAGAGUUCUAAGAAACGUACUCCGCAAAAUAAAGAUUUAAAUCUGGAUGAGGAUGAUGAUGGGGAAGAUUCGGGGUCAGAAUUGGAGGAAGGCGACUUGGGAGAGGGUGCUAUUGAUCUUGCAGAUAUGUUGGAUGCCUCAUCGGAUGAUGACGACGAAGCUGAGGCUGAAGGCUCGAACGAAUCCGGUUUCGACGACGAGGAUGAAAAUAGCGACGACGAGUCUUCUGCAUCCUCUGCCGACGACGAAGACGAUGACGAUUCCACAGAUCCAUCAAAGCUCGCGGCACUACAAAACUUGAUUGCGAAUCUUCCGCAGAACGAAGGCAAUGCCAUUGCCAAACAACGGAGUGAUGGAGCGAGCGAAUAUGCUACCCCUUCGGACUUUGGUCUCACAUCAAAGAACAAACUUACACUGGAAGACCUUGGGUUACCUAAGAUCAGUGAUCCUCAAAUCAAAAAAUCUUUAAAGUUUUUGGAGAUUGGCGAUAGCAAGAAAAAGGUUGCUGGCAAGCUAGAAGUGCCCCUCGCAAGACGUCAACAGGACCGCCUCGAUCGCAGCGUAGCCUACGACAAAAGCAAAGAAACCUUAGACAGAUGGACGGACACCGUGAAGCAUAAUCGACGAGCAGAUCAUUUGACUUUUCCUCUGGCUGAUCCAGAUGCAGAUUCUGCACGCGCAAAUACUCGACUUCAGUCAACAACACAAUCUAAACCAUUCAAUGAGCUAGAAGCCACAAUUCAGAGUAUUCUCGAGGAGAGUGGACUCGCAACUGCCGGUGGUAGAGAUGACGAGGACAAAAUCCGAGAAUUUGAGGAAUUGGAAAUGAACAAACUGUCUAUGGAGGAAGUGAAAGCUCGUAGGGAUCAGUUACGAAUGGCUCGAGAGCUCAUGUACAGAGAAGAGCUCAAGGCGAAGCGAGUGAAGAAAAUUAAGAGUAAGUCUUAUCGCAAAGUUCAUCGAAAGCAGCGUGAAAGGGAAGAGGCGAAAAACCAAGCAGCUCUUGAAGAGGGAGGGUUCGUUCCUUCUGAGGACGAGUUAGAGGCCCAAGACAGACGACGUGCGACCGAGAGAAUGGGGGCAAAGCACCGAAACAGCAAAUGGGCAAAAGCCACAAAAGCCACGGGUCGAGCAGCAUGGGAUGAAGAUGCUAGAGAUGGUAUCACCGAAAUGGCACGAAGAGAGGAGGAGUUGCGAAAGAGGGUAGAAGGAAGAGCAGUGAGGAAAGAGUUUGAAGAUGACUCGGACGAAUCAAUGGAUGAUUCCGAUGACGAUAUGAGCGACGAUGACGAAGAAACGGAGCAAAGGCGACUUCUUCGACGCCUGGAAAAGGCCGGACAAGACCAUGUUGUCGAUGACUCUGCACCAGGUGCAAAACUGGCAAAUAUGAAGUUCAUGCGGACUGCGGAAGCAUCACGCAAGAAGGCUAAUGAUGAUAUGGUGGAAGAAAUGCGGAAGGAGCUCGUAGGAGAGGAAAGCUCCAGUGAAGAGGAAGAAGAUGGCGAUAUUGGACGUAGGAUAUUUGGACCUGGAUCCAAAGCCAAGGAUGCCCCGACGAAACCACAAAAGCUUAACGAAUUUGAAGAAGCUGCAGACUCUCAGGAUGAUGAGGACAACAUGGAAGUGGAAUUCACAGGGGUCGAUAAUGGGCCAAAAACAACGGCGAGCGUACCAAAACCAAAGAUUACUAAUGGCGCGAGCAAGAGUUUUGGAAGGUCAUCUGUCACAGAACCAGAGGUAGCUACUGAAGGUGGGGCUUGGUCAAAAGUACCUCUCAAAUCCGGCAUGGUCAGCAACAAGGAGGCAAAUAAACGCAGACACAAGAGUAAUAAUGUUAUCGAUGUCGAAGAGCUUGAUUUGUCACAAGCCGCUGUAAUGGCCAAGCAACCCAAAUCCAACAAGACCAAGUCUAGAACUACUCAGAUACUUGAGGCUUCUGAUGAAGAUAGUGAGGAUGAUGGGACUAUUCACCUCCCCUUCGCCAUCAAAGAUCAAGAGCUAAUCAAGCGUGCCUUUGCUGGAGCCGAUGUCGUCGGCGAUUUUGAAACCGAGAAAAGACAGACGAUUGAAGAUGAGGAUGAGAAAGUCAUCGAUAACACCAUCCCUGGCUGGGGAAGCUGGGUAGGAGAUGGCGUGAGCAAAAGAGAGAAGGCAAAGAACAAGGGAAGAUUCCUUACCAAGUCUGAGGGUAUCAAGGAGCAAAAUAGAAAAGAUACAAAGCUUGACCGCGUCAUCAUUAAUGAGAAACGUGUCAAGAAAAAUGGGAAAUACUACGCAUCACAGCUACCUCAUCCUUUCGAGAACCGCCAGCAGUAUGAGCGCUCAUUACGAUUGCCCGUUGGUCCGGAAUGGGCUACCAAGGAGACCUUCCAGGACUCGACCAAGCCGAGAGUCAUGGUCAAACAAGGCAUUAUUACUCCUAUGUCGAAUCCUUUGUUGUAG
Messenger RNA from Sclerotinia borealis F-4128, 2871 nucleotides. Lineage: Eukaryota; Fungi; Ascomycota; Leotiomycetes; Helotiales; Sclerotiniaceae. The record is from the annotation of a GenBank genome assembly.